GUCCUUACACAUGGCAGUGGGCAGUAAAGGGUUAAAUCCCCCUGACGUAGGAAGGCACAGGAAAUAGAAUAAAAGCCCUUCCGGGUCCCACCCGCGCCCAUCUCAAUUUUCCUGUCGAGGAAAUACCCCCACACCAGAGGAGCUCUCUCUCUCCUUCUGAAGCGCCUGGGGCCGAGGUUUACCUUGUGCGUGUCCCAGGGGAAGCCGGCGGGCUUCAGGCCUUUUGUUGCCUACGGUGCAGUAAGUCGCAAUGCUGCCUCGGGAGGUAGCGCAUGCGCGAUAAGACGCCGAGCGCCCAUCUGAUAAUGGCGCUACUUGACUUGGCGAAAACUCGCUCCCGCGAUAACACGCCGAGAGCCCAUCUCCAAAAUGGCGCCUACGGAACACGGCGAAAAGACGCAUGCGCAUUGGCGCUCAAAAUAAAAGGCGCGCGCCGAUUACAGGUAAGCACUGUUGGCGUUUUUUUUUAUUCCUUCAACAAGCUGCACCCUACCAGAGGAUCUACUGAGAGAAUCUCCAAUACCUCUGCAGUGCACCUGUAUUCUGUCCAGCCCAGGUGUAAGUAAGCUGGCUAACAAAAACGCAGGAACCUUAUUGUUAAUAUACAAUGCCUUACAAAGACUCUAUCUAUCUUACAGACUGUCUGAUAUGAGCAGACGCUCAGGUUCCAGGGGAAGUCCCCCUCCAAGAGAAGAAUCUCAAAGGAGAAAGACUCCCAGGAUCGACUGCACGGCCUGUGGAGAUGCAGCUCUACAUGGCAGAAGGCUAUGUGAAAGAUGCCUUCACGAAGCAGCAGGUCCUUCACCGGACCUACACAACCUAAAAGAUUGGAUGCAAAGCACCAUCAAAGAAUCCAUGAACGACAUGGUCAACCAAGUCACCGAGAGAGUCCUAAUCAAUAUAGGAGACAGAUACAACCCACAGUCCUCCACGGCAGGGAGCAGCGGCAGAACCCAUAAAAGAAGGGAGCCCCCAAGCUACUCCAGCGUCUCGGAAGGGGAACUUUCCCAAACCGAAGAAGACGAACCAGAUGACUCGGGCUCUUUCAACUUGGACUACUUGGAACCCCUAAUUAAAGCCAUGAGAUCAGCCCUAGAUCUCGAUGCUACCGAAGACACUCCCAGACACGACAGAAUGUUCAAAUCCAUAGCCAAAAAAAGUGCUAAAUUUCCCAUCCACAGUGUCAUCAAAGACACUAUUCUGGAAGAGUGGAAAAUGCCUGAUAAAAAAAUAGGCACCUCCAGAAGAAUUAAGAAAUUAUACCCCUUCGAAGAAAAUGACUUCAAAUUCUGGCAUACCGCCCCCAAAGUCGACGCGGCCAUAACCAGAGUGGCAAGACGUACCACCCUACCAGUAGACGAAGGGGUAUCACUAAAAGACGCCAUGGAGAGGAGACAAGACAUGACCCUCAAAAAGUCAUACUUAAUCAACGGAACAUCCAAUCAAGCCUCAGUAGCCAUCACCACAUUGGCAAGAGCUAACCAAAUCUGGAUAGAAGACCUAGAACUAUCCAUAAAAAAUGGCACGGACAGAAAAAAACUGAUACAAAUGGUUCAAGACAUCAAAACCGUGAACGAAUACACCACAGAGGCCUCCAUGGACCUAGUAAAAUUUUCCGCAAAAGCCAUGGGGCUUAGCGUGGCAGCCCGCAGAGCCCUUUGGUUGCGACACUGGCAUGCCGAUCCCCAGAGCAAGCACAACCUCUGCUCUCUUCCCUUCGAAGGGUCUUUAUUAUUUGGGGAGAAACUGGAUAACAUUAUUUCCAAGGCAUCUGCAGGCAAAUCUGCCUUCCUUCCGCAAGAUAAAAGGGACAAGAAACCCUUUCGGAAACCCUUCCAGGACUCCAAACAAUACAGACCAGGCAAACCCUCCUUCAGACAACCUUGGAGGGCCAGAGGCCAGGGCCAACCCUGGACUAGAAGGAAGGACUUCAAAUCUGACAAAAAGUCAGCAUGA
This is a messenger RNA of Xenopus laevis (African clawed frog), 1956 nucleotides long. RefSeq names its product lamina-associated polypeptide 2, isoforms alpha/zeta-like. The record is from RefSeq and is a predicted model, not a curated record. Lineage: Eukaryota; Metazoa; Chordata; Amphibia; Anura; Pipidae. The transcript is spliced from 2 exons. The coding region runs from base 649 to 1956 and encodes 435 amino acids.